Molecule: messenger RNA, 670 nt
Organism: Rubroshorea leprosula
Lineage: Eukaryota; Viridiplantae; Streptophyta; Magnoliopsida; Malvales; Dipterocarpaceae
Source: the annotation of a GenBank genome assembly
GAUCUUCCUCCUCCCCCCAAUUUAACCCCUUUUUUUUUAAAAAAAAAAUUGAAUAAAAUCUUCUUGAAUCUUGUUUUAUAUCCUUCUUUUGAUCUUUUUUUUCUGGAGCUUGAUCUAUCCUCUUCAUUUUCAAUCUCCAAGAAUCGGUUGAGAUCGGAUUCAGAUGGCGGCGUCAAGAUGGUUGCAUGACCUCUCAUCUUAACCAGGGAACAAGAUCUGCGUCGACUAUGCCCAAAAGAAUUUGCAAUGGGCUUUGGUCUCCUAUGGCAUCUUCAUGUGUUUGGAGUGCUCCGGCAAGCACUGUGGUCUCGGCGUCUAUGUUUCUUUCGUCAGGUCUGUUACCAUGGACUCUUGGUUUCGAUGGAGGUGAAGCAGGGAGACCAGGCUGCGUUUGCUGCGGCUGCUCACGAAGGAGAUGAGGUGGUGCCCGGCGGGUGGAACGGGUUGGGCGGUUGGCGCGGGUCGAACGAGUCGAACGGGUUUGGACGGGCCAACUCUCAAAACGGGCCGAAGCAUGCACUCGGCCCGUUUUUAAGCCCGGGUCCGGUUGAACCGGUUCAACCGGCCGGGCCAGGCCGGGUUUUAAAACAAUGGUUUAUUGAUCUUAAUUUAAGAUAAUUAGAUUUAUUUAAUUAUCUUGAUUAAAAGUUAAUAGAUGUGAUUAAUUAAU